This is a messenger RNA of Cyclopterus lumpus (lumpfish), 1544 nucleotides long. RefSeq names its product nuclear receptor binding factor 2b (gene nrbf2b). Bases 181 to 1038 code for a protein of 285 amino acids. Gene Ontology annotation, biological process: autophagy. The transcript has 4 exons. The record is from RefSeq and is a predicted model, not a curated record. NCBI's taxonomy places the organism in Eukaryota, Metazoa, Chordata, Actinopteri, Perciformes, Cyclopteridae.
UCCGGCACGUCAUGACGUGUUGACUGUGGAAGCGACUGGGCUUCCCCGACGGCGGCUCGUAUUCUUCUGUCUGGUUGUUUUUCAGGGCUCUUGUUAUUUAUUGUUACCGCAUUGCGAAGGACAGUCCGCGGGGGACGGAGACACCUUUCAUGUAGCGCAAACCAUCGAAGUAUCGAUCCCAUGGAAGUCGUGGACAGCCCGCUCAACCUCGCUCAUCAGCAGGGCAGGAAGGCCGACCGAUGGCUCGUGGCUGGGAAGUAUGAAGAGGCCAUCUCCUGCCAUGGAAAAGCAGCAGAUCUUUUGACCGAUGCCAUGAAGACAACAGAGUGUGAGCAGGCCCGGCUGUCCAUGGAGCUGCAGAGGGACAGCCAUAUCAAACAGCAGCGGCUGAUCCAGGAGCGCUGGAAGAGAGAGACUCGACGCGAGGCCACGAAGGCACGGCCCGGCCCAGCGCAGCCCUGCAGCAGCCCGGCCAGCAGCCCGGCCAGCCUCGCCCAAACCCAGGCCCACGCCCCCCCCGGCCUCUCAGCCGCAGAGGGAGAAGGAAUCAGGGAGAGGGAGUACGACACCUUGCUCUAUCAGCUGCAGACUCGGCAGACCGGAGGCUGCCAGCCUCUGACUGCGCUGUGCCCCGGCUCUAAGACCAUCAAAGACGACAAAACCCGCCUGGAAGAACAACAGACCACCAUAGUUGACCUGCGGCGCCUGGUCAACAACCUGAUGGACGAAAACCAACGGCUGGUGGCCGAGAACAAGCGGCUGCAGUCGGAAAACGGCCGGCUGCGCGUCGAGGCGGUCGAGGCGGUGGACUUCGUGGAGCGCUCGGAACUCUGGGUGCUCCCGCAGGCCGGCGGCGCCAUGGCAACAGGGGGCGGGCAGGAGAGGAAGAGCAAGGGGAAGGAGAUCGCAAUCCCUCAGCUGCCCCCGCUGGAGAUGCCGGCUCAGGAGGAUCUGUGUCUGGACGACCUGCCCCCUCUGGAGCUGCCAGAGGACAUCCAGAACGAACUGCAGGAGAUGCUGGACCGGGAGAAACUGUGACGGGACACAUGUCCUCCGCUCUAACAGACAGACGCUUUGGAGUCCGAAUGCUCAACAUGUCUGACACCUGAAACCCAUCAGACCUCUGCUCAAGUUGAAGGUGGACAGAGCUAUCAUGGAAACUCCUCUGAUAAGAAACGGGUGCACAGUAAUCAGUCCGAGUGAAAACACCUGUACACUAAUGCAAGCUAAGAUAACGGAAUCCUUCUCCAACAAUGUCGGUUGGAACAUCAGUGAGAUUGUUUUUUAAUUUAACAGAAUGUUUUUGUUUUUUUUGUCUGCAAGUAACAAUUAAACAACUCUGAAGAACGUCGGCAGCAUCAUCAUUUCAUUGUUCCGAAGCUAAAUUAUGGUGCUUUUUAUCUAUACGUCAGUUAUUCGCAUGAUACUUUGUGCAAAUGUUAACAGCAGCCAACGUCCCUUUAAACGCUGCUGGAAACAGUGGAGGAACUCUUGGCUAUUUAAUUUGGUAAACAUUGAAUAAACAGAACAGUUUUAUUAUGGAA